UCCACACAGGACUGUACCGCGCAGCUCAGUAGCACCACGGAGCGACAUUAACAUGGCGCUGGCAGCCACAUAACGGUACCCACCAUAAUAAUCAUAAUACCUAGACCAAAUACAGCGGCGGGACAUGUGAGGGCGACAGCCUCAAGACAGCAGGUUUGUCCAGGUUUUCCAGCAUGUUUGGGAAGAAGAAAAAGAGGCUGGAGAUUUCAGCUCCGUCUAACUUCGAGCACCGGGUCCACACGGGUUUCGAUGCGCGGGAGCAGAAGUUCACGGGCCUGCCCCAGCAAUGGCAGAGUCUCCUGGCAGACACAGCCAACAGGCCGAAGCCCAUGGUAGACCCCUCCUAUAUCACGCCCAUACAGCUGGCUCCUAUGAAGACCAUAGUUCGAGGGAACCGUCCCCCGAAGGAUGCGUCCAUCAAUGGUCUCCUGGAGGAGUUCGACAGCAUAUCUGUGACACGUUCCAACUCCCUACGUAAAGAAAGCCCUACGGGCUCCCACCAGGCUGGGGCCCCCAAACCCGCCUCCCACCACCCCCAACACCCCCACCCCAACGAGGAGAACGGCUUCAGCCACUAUUACUCCCGGUACUCCUGUGACCUGGACACCUCCAGUAGGGACUUCUCUCUGGAGCCCUACAGGAAGGACAGUAAAGGCUUUGCUCCAGAUGGUGACUGGGCCGUGGGGAGACACUACCGCUUCCCCAAACAGAACGGCCACCUCACCCACRCCACCCGCAUCCCCUUCUACCCCGACGCCAUGCCUCAGAAGGCCGAUUACGCCAAGCUGCCUCCGGACUACCACACCUACCUGGAGAGCAAGGUGGCGGGGGCGCGCUCGGCCGACGAGGUGGGAUCAGGGUCCGGGGUGGGCAGCGGAGGGGGGUCCGCCGGGUCCACGACAGGGGGGUACUACCGUGCGUCCGUAGGUGGCUCGUCCAGUCAGGACUACCGGGACGCGUCAAUGGUGGGGACGCCGUCCCGCACAUCGCUGCACAGCGAGCAAAUCAACUACCCGGACAGCGAGUGGAGCUACAGCGGCGUGUCCAGAGAYGAGUACGAGAAGAGGCCCAAGUCGUCGUAUGUGAGGCAGAACAGCCCCACGCCGGCCAUCAGACAGCGCUCCAGGUCGGGGUCUGGCCUCCAGGAGCCCAACGUGCCCCACAGGGCCAGCGGGGUCUUUAAGAGUCCUCCUCAGACACACCCCUACAGCUCCUACACCUACCCACGCCUCUCAGAGACACUCACCAACUCACAGGCCAUGGCCAAGGGUGAUUACGACCGGCAGUCACGGGACGGGAGUCCCCAGGUCCCAGGGUCUGACACGUACCCCCGCGGGCCCCUCAAACUACCUCAGAGUCACAACAAGCCCUCUGGCUACCCCCCCGGACUCCAGUACCCCCCUGUGUUCCACCACUACAAACCCUCCCCCUACCACCACCCACCCUCACAGCCCAGCCCGCCAUACACCCCACAGGGGGCAUAUUCCCAGCCAUCGUCCCUCUACAUUCCCCUGGGGGCUUACCCCCCUCCUUCCUGGGGCUCCAGUUCAGACACCCAGCCAUCCAGGGUCUCCCACGAACAGUUCAGGGCCGCCCUGCAGCUCGUCGUCAACCCAGGUGACCCCAGGGAGUACUUGGACAGUUUCAUAAAAAUUGGCGAGGGCUCGACGGGCAUUGUGUGCAUUGCCAGCGAGAAGCACAGUGGCAAGCAGGUGGCAGUCAAGAAGAUGGACUUGAGGAAACAGCAGAGGAGAGAACUGCUCUUCAACGAGGUGGUGAUCAUGAGGGACUAUCACCAUGAGAACGUGGUUGACAUGUACAACAGCUACCUGGUCGGAGACGAGCUCUGGGUCGUUAUGGAGUUCCUGGAGGGCGGGGCCCUGACGGACAUUGUYACUCACACGAGGCGUAGCAGGGGCGUUCAGGCGUGUUCAGGCUUGUCAGACGUGGUUCGGCAAACCACAGUGUGUGUGUUGGUGUUGAGGGCUCUAUCGUACCUCCACAUACAGGGAGUCAUCCACAGAGACAUCAAGAGUGAUUCUAUCCUCCUGACCAGCGAUGGACGGAUCAAGCUGUCAGACUUUGGCUUCUGUGCCCAAGUGUCCAAAGAGGUGCCCAAGAGGAAGUCUCUGGUGGGCACGCCCUACUGGAUGGCACCAGAGGUCAUCUCACGGUUACCCUACGGCACAGAGGUGGAUAUCUGGUCGUUGGGCAUCAUGGUGAUAGAGAUGAUCGAUGGGGAACCCCCGUACUUUAACGAACCCCCUCUACAGGCCAUGAGGAGAAUACGAGACAACCUGCCCCCACGGCUAAAGGAGUCACACAAGGUAUCGUCGGUGCUGAGGGCUUUCCUGGGCYUGAUGUUGGUUAGAGAGCCGUCUCAGCGAGCCACAGCCCAGGAGCUGCUCCAGCACCCCUUCCUCAAGCUCUCGGGUCCCCCAUCCUGCAUCGUCCCCCUAAUGAGGCACUACCGCCACCGCUGACCUGACCUCCCGCCACCAGGGCGGCGCUCCACACCUUGCCAAACAAACACACACCUGACCUGAGAGACUACGCCACUAAAACAAACGCUCACACCUGUAACCGUGCAGUAGUUUAGCUUGAGGAAUUGUUUACAAAGAAAAGAUUAAAGAAAAAUGUGAUAUCCUCUAUUUUGAGAAACACUAUAUAAAGUUCAACACUGGAGUAUAGGGAAAUAUACUGUAGGAGUCUCAGUCUUCUGUGGCCGACUUGCUGCCUGUCCUGGCGCCAAAUGCAAACAAGAUUAGCCUCUUGGUUUGAACUCUUUGGGUUCUCUAGGCUGUUAGACCAGUAGAGAUUUGUAGGGUGGGUGGUCCUGGUGCAGUUUCCUCUCUUCUUGUCUGUAGGGUUAUACUGUAGUAACCAUUGACUAGAGCGUAGAUGGUGUGAGGUGAUUGGCUGAGACUGCCUGGCUGGCUGCCAUGUUGAGGGACCCAGGAGACAUGCCAACCGCCCCGGAUAUGAGCAGUCCAUCUCAGAACAAUCAGGAAGCAGCGUUUGGUGAUGUCAUAGUGGGAGCGGUAUGGUUGUGUCUUAGUYUGACUGGAAGACARGCUGUUCUCCUAUUGGCGGAAUUAAACAUCGCACUUUUCACUUCUCUCGUCUCACACUAAUAGUGAAAAUGUAUUUUAGAGAAAGUUUUUCUGUACAGUUUUGAUAAUUUGCAGUAUUUUAUUGUGUCGUAACUAUUGGGAUAUGGGCAGUAUUACAUAUAAAUCAGAGUUUCUGCGAAGAUCUUUCUUACUGUUUAUAAUAAUACAUUUUUGAUUAAGAAUUUAAGAGAUAUCCCAAAUAAACCAACUCUUAACUGUUACAAAAAUAAACCUGAAUAUAUUUAUUAUCCCACAUUUGUAGAGAGAAUCUCCAUUGAGUUUGUAAAAACGCGUAAUGCCAGAAUGUUGUAUGCUGUUUUAAAGUUUGUAUUUAUUUUUUUUGAAUUGAAGGUUUAUUUUUUGCUAGUGUGGCCUUUCUUUCUUUUUGAUUUACAUUUAUAAAUAUCAACAGCCAGACAGACAGUGAUAUUGGUUAUAUCAUACAAGCAAUACCACAAACGUAUCUAUCAUCACCAAUGUAGUAAUCUUUUGACAAUGUAAUUUAACACAAAUCACACGUAGCACUGUUUUAGUGGAUUGGCAGGAAGAGUUUAUUUGAAACAGAGCCAUUUUCUUUACUCAUCAUCACACUCCUAUAAAUUCAAAGGGCACUCAUACAAGACUCCUACAGUAAUAUCUGAGCUUCUCAGUCUGACACACACACAGUGAUAAAAGGUCUUAUUUUCCACUCUCACACAACUUGGCUGUUAUCUGUUUCUUAUCUUACCAUGCACACACGCACACACGCACGCACUCACACACAUGCACGCACUCACACACGCACGC
Salvelinus sp. IW2-2015 is the source of this 3899-nucleotide messenger RNA. The record is from RefSeq and is a predicted model, not a curated record. Lineage: Eukaryota; Metazoa; Chordata; Actinopteri; Salmoniformes; Salmonidae.